CAUCAAGAACGCGCCCGUCAGAGCGCGAUUCGAUUGGCUGGAGGGGAGGGCGGUGUCGGUCCACGCCCCAGAGUCAUCAGGCUGGCGCUGGCGAUUGCGCGUUGUGUGUGGCCUGGGUGAGGGCGGGGAGUCCUGGCUGUGUGGAUCUCUGACAGGUGAGGCGGGGGACGCCGAAGUCCAGCCGCCCCCCCCCACAGCGGAGUCCGAAACAGGCCUACCAGUCAGCUCUUGCUUCUGUUGGGUGUUUCCAUUCUCCACCAUGUUAAGAGCUAAGAAUCAGCUUUUUUUACUUUCACCUCAUUACCUGAAGCAAGUGAAAGAAUCAUCAGUCUCCAGGCUCAUAUGGAAGCGACUUCUACACCAGCAACAGCCCCUUCAUCCAGAAUGGGCUGCCCUUGCUAAAAAGCAGCUGAAAGGCAAAAACCCAGAACAGCUAAUAUGGCACACCCCAGAAGGGAUUGCUAUAAAACCCUUGUAUUCCAAGAGAGAUACUAAGGACUUACCUGAAGAACUUCCAGGAGUUAAGCCAUUCACACGUGGACCAUAUCCUACCAUGUAUACCUUUAGGCCCUGGACCAUCCGCCAGUAUGCUGGCUUCAGCACUGUGGAAGAAAGCAAUAAGUUCUAUAAGGACAAUAUUAAGGCUGGUCAACAGGGAUUAUCCGUUGCCUUUGAUCUGGCGACACAUCGUGGCUAUGAUUCAGACAACCCUCGAGUUCGUGGUGAUGUUGGAAUGGCUGGAGUUGCUAUUGACACUGUGGAAGAUACCAAAAUUCUAUUUGAUGGAAUUCCUUUAGAAAAUAUGUCAGUUUCCAUGACUAUGAAUGGAGCAGUUAUUCCAGUUCUUGCAAAUUUUAUAGUAACUGGAGAAGAACAAGGUGUACCUAAAGAGAAACUUACUGGUACCAUCCAAAAUGAUAUACUAAAGGAAUUUAUGGUUCGAAAUACAUACAUUUUUCCUCCAGAACCAUCCAUGAAAAUUAUUGCUGACAUCUUUGAAUAUACAGCAAAGCACAUGCCAAAAUUUAAUUCAAUUUCAAUUAGUGGAUACCAUAUGCAGGAAGCAGGGGCUGAUGCCAUUCUGGAACUGGCCUAUACUUUAGCAGAUGGAUUGGAAUACUCUAGAACUGGACUCCAAGCUGGCCUGACAAUUGAUGAAUUUGCACCAAGGUUGUCUUUCUUCUGGGGAAUUGGGAUGAAUUUCUAUAUGGAAAUAGCAAAGAUGAGAGCUGGUAGAAGACUUUGGGCUCACUUAAUAGAGAAAAUGUUUCAGCCUAAAAACUCUAAAUCUCUUCUUCUAAGAGCACAUUGUCAGACAUCCGGAUGGUCACUUACUGAGCAGGAUCCUUACAAUAAUAUUGUCCGUACUACAAUAGAAGCAAUGGCAGCCGUGUUUGGAGGGACUCAGUCCCUGCACACAAAUUCUUUUGAUGAAGCUUUGGGUUUGCCAACAGUGAAAAGUGCUCGAAUUGCCAGGAACACACAAAUCAUCAUUCAGGAAGAAUCUGGGAUCCCCAAAGUGGCUGAUCCUUGGGGAGGUUCUUAUAUGAUGGAAUCUCUCACAAAUGAUGUUUACGAUGCUGCCUUAAAGCUCAUUAAUGAAAUUGAAGAAAUGGGUGGAAUGGCCAAAGCUGUAGCUGAGGGAAUACCUAAACUUCGAAUUGAAGAAUGUGCUGCCCGAAGACAAGCUAGAAUUGAUUCUGGAUCUGAAGUAAUCGUUGGGGUAAAUAAGUACCAGUUGGAAAAAGAAGACGCUGUAGAAGUUCUGGCAAUUGAUAAUACUUCAGUGCGAAACAGGCAGAUUGAAAAACUUAAGAAGGUAUUAAUAGCUUUUUUUGUUUGUUUCUUUAGUAUUUUCUGUGUUCUGGGCACUAUUAAGCUUUAAAUUGUCCUGCUUAAU
Messenger RNA from Cebus imitator (Panamanian white-faced capuchin), 1900 nucleotides. It is a transcript of the gene MMUT, whose product is annotated as methylmalonyl-CoA mutase. Gene Ontology annotation, molecular function: methylmalonyl-CoA mutase activity; cobalamin binding. Gene Ontology annotation, cellular component: mitochondrion. Bases 260 to 1885 code for a protein of 541 amino acids. NCBI's taxonomy places the organism in Eukaryota, Metazoa, Chordata, Mammalia, Primates, Cebidae. The record is from RefSeq and is a predicted model, not a curated record. The transcript is spliced from 8 exons.